AUGAUCGUGGGUGAACAAGAUCCAACGACAGCUCAGCCACCACCGCUACCUGGAGGCGCCGGCGUCUUUGGUGGUCGCCUGACCGAAGACGCCGAGAAUAAGACUUCAGGUGAAGAGAUGCGAGGCAUCGCUACGGAGAGGGAGGCUGGUGAAGAAGAAGCGGAAGUGUGUUUCAUCUGCGCCUCUCCCAUCGACCACCAAAGUGUAGCACCUUGCAACCACCGCACAUGUCACAUCUGUGCCCUCCGCCUCAGAGCACUAUACAAGACGAAAGCAUGUGCGCACUGUCGCACGGAAGCCGCCACAGUCAUCUUUACGGACGAACCCGAAAAGCGAUUCGAAGAUUACGAGGAGAAGGAUUUCUUCCGCAAGGACGCCAAUCUCGGCAUCAGUUACGAGAAGCCAGAGAUCUUCGAAGACACUGUGCUUCUAUUGCGCUAUAACUGCCCAGAUUCAGGCUGCGACGUAGCUUGUAUGGGCUGGCCAGAUCUACACCGCCAUGUUCGCAGUGUACAUCAGAAAGUCAUGUGCGAUCUUUGCACGCGGAACAAGAAGGUAUUCACGCAUGAGCACGAGCUCUUCACGAAGGAGGAGCUUCGCAAGCAUGAGCGGUACGGUGACGACAAUCCUGGUGCUGUCGAUCAAAGUGGCUUCAAAGGCCAUCCGGAGUGCGGCUUCUGCAGGCAGAGAUUCUAUGGUGAAGACGAGCUCUAUGCGCAUUGCAGAGACAAGCAUGAGCGCUGCCAUUUGUGCGAUCGAAGGUCGAACGGUCACAAUCCGCAGUACUACGUCAACUACGAUGCACUUGAGCAGCACUUCACUCGCGAUCACUACCCUUGUAUGGACCAGGAGUGCAUGGAGAAGAAGUUCGUAGUCUUCGACUCGGCGAUGGAUCUAAAAGCGCAUCAGUUGGAACAGCACCCCAAUGGCUUGUCGAAGAGCAGAGAUGCGAGGCGAGUAGACCUUUCUAACUUCGACUACAGACCGCAAUAUCAAGAAGAGCGCCGAGGCAACCGGCGUAGUGGUAGAGGUAGAGAUCCAAACAUGGAGCCUAUGCCGGCACCAUCUGGAGCCCACUUGAGCCGUGCCGAGCUUGCGCAUCAGCGUGAGCGCGAGGUUCAGAGUGCGCAGUCUGUUACGAGCCGGACCUUCGGCGGACGACUGACGCAGCAAGAACCGCAAACGCAGACAGUGCAGCGGCCACCCCAAAGUCCACGUACUGACGCUGCGCUACCUUCCGACGCAGCCUUGCACGAUCGACCACCGGUCAGCACGCCAACUUCGCCACGUCCAGCCGAAGCGCUCACGCCACAAGAGCAAGCUCGUCGUUUACGCCAUGCAGCCGUGAUCGAGCGCGCCGCCAACCUUCUGCACAAUGACCAGGUGAAGAACGCAGAGUUUCGUGAGCGCAUCUCCGCUUUUCGCACUGACCGCAUCGUGGCUGGCGAUCUGAUUGACGCCUUCUUCGCGCUCUUCGAUACAUCCUCCGCCGAACUCGGCAAGCUCAUCAAGGAGCUUGCAGACAUCUUCGAGAUCCCUGGCAAGCGUGAUUCGCUUCUUAAAGCCUGGGCGGAUUGGAAAGCCAUCAACGAAGACUACCCGACACUUCCUGGACCAGCCGGCGCGAACGUGACAACCGCCGCAGGUGUGCUAGGACAAGGUGUUGGCGCAAGCAGGGUGCUCAAGCUGAAGAGCUCAACGGCGCAGAGCGGACGCAGCGUGAACGCUACACCUCGAACAUGGACCACAGCGGCCGGUUCACAUGCUCGUGCUUCCGCUGCAGGACCGUCCUUUCCGUCUUUGCCUCUGAACCGUAACGGCACGUCAGGUCAUGCCAGUCCAGCGCCAACGCCAGGCUGGCUAGCUCUGCGACCUGCGAAUGGCGCAUCUAACUCGAGCUCAACCCGACCUUCUCCCACCCCGUCGCGCACUCAGUCGUCAGCCAACUUAGCUCGCGGCGGCCAUGCAUUCCCUGCGCUACCUGCGGCGAAAAAGCCAACCUCUGCGAUCUUUAGCCCCGGCUACACUGGCGCUGGCGUUAUUAGAACUAACGCCAACUUUCCGGUAAAUGCUUGGAACGCGCAGACGGCGGCAGCUGAGGAGGGUGUGGCGGAGAUUGGGGCUAAUGGUGAAGCAGACGCGGGUGCAGGGAAGGGUAAGGGAAGGAAGAAGAAACAGGUCGUGCUGCAAUGGGGAUGA
Messenger RNA from Baudoinia panamericana UAMH 10762, 2199 nucleotides. RefSeq lists its product as uncharacterized. The transcript has a single exon. Gene Ontology annotation, molecular function: ubiquitin protein ligase activity; ribosome binding. The record is from RefSeq and is a predicted model, not a curated record. Bases 1 to 2199 code for a protein of 732 amino acids. Gene Ontology annotation, biological process: protein ubiquitination; rescue of stalled cytosolic ribosome. NCBI's taxonomy places the organism in Eukaryota, Fungi, Ascomycota, Dothideomycetes, Mycosphaerellales, Teratosphaeriaceae.